Molecule: messenger RNA, 261 nt
Organism: Kluyveromyces marxianus DMKU3-1042
Lineage: Eukaryota; Fungi; Ascomycota; Saccharomycetes; Saccharomycetales; Saccharomycetaceae
Gene: COA4
Product: Coa4p
Exons: 1
Coding region: 1-261 (86 amino acids)
Biological process (GO): mitochondrial respiratory chain complex IV assembly
Cellular component (GO): mitochondrial intermembrane space
Source: RefSeq, a predicted model, not a curated record
AUGGCAGAAGAGCAAUCAAAGUAUUAUAAGCAGGCUUUGGAAGAGUACCAAGAAAUGGACCAGGAAGAUCCUGAUGCAUGGGAUAAACGAAUUACAAACACAGGAUGCUAUGUAGAAAAUUUAGCAUUGCAACUAUGUCAUGCGGAGACCAACGAUUGGAGACAGUGUCUUGGAGAAAUGAAGCUUUUCAAAGAGUGCUGGCAAUCAAAGGGAAACGACCAUAGGGUCGGGACUGUUAACGCGCCACAACAACAACCAUAA